UUGAUCCACUGGUUGCAUCUCUUAAUGUUCUUUUCCCCGAAGAUAUAAACCAGAACUAUGUGGAGCACAAGAGGAAAUUCUAAGCCCGCGUUAAUCUCUCUUCUGAUCUCAACUGGGUCGACGCAUUUCAAUUCAUGGAGUUCCAAUACAACCCAAUUUUUUAAUUCCAUCAGUUCUUCCAAAUUGAUGCUUUCCACUCCUAUCCCUUCCGUGAAUCCUCCUCUUAACCCUCAUUUCCUCGGCCAGAGCUUUUCUUUUUGCAGCUCUUCAGUGUUUCAAACCCCAGCAACAACAAGCCCUAAAGUUGAACCAGAUAUUGAUGAUGAAGGGGAAGAAGAUGAUGACAUCCACUCUGUACAAGUGGAUAUCAAAGAUGGGAACUGGAAGCGAAAUGUCGAGACAAUCAUGGGUAUUCUGCAGAAUUUCAGAAGCAGUGGCCCUGAUGCCAAGCAUAAGCUCGAUCAAUGCGGGAUAGUUGCCUCAUCUGAUCUGGUCAUGGAGGUUCUCUCUAGGAUUCGGAACGAUUGGGAGGCGGCCUUCACCUUUUUCCUAUGGGCUGGGAAGCAGAGCCCUGAUUAUGCCCACUCCGUACAGGAAUACCACGCUAUGAUCUCAAUUCUGGGUAAGAUGAGAAAAUAUGAUACUGCUUGGGCCCUCAUUGAUGAGAUGAGAGGAGGCAGGAAUGGGCAUUCACUGGUUACUCCUAACACUCUCUUGAUCAUGAUCAGGAGAUACUCUGCUGUUCAUGAUGUGGGUAAGGCAAUCAACACAUUCUAUGCGCUGAAAAGGUUUAAAUUUGAUAUUGGUAUUAAAGAAUUCCAAGACCUUCUCUGUGCUUUAUGUCGGUAUAAGAAUGUACAAGAUGCUGAACACUUACUUUUCUGCAAUGAGAAGGUGUUCCCAUUUGAUACUAAAAGCUUCAAUGUCAUACUUAAUGGGUGGUGUAACAUUGUUGUUAAUCUGCGCGAGGCAAAGAGGUUCUGGAAAGAGAUGGAUAGAAGAGGGAUUUCCCAUGACGCCAUUUCGUAUUCUUGUAUGAUAUCUUGCUACUCGAAAGCCAGUAAUCUUUCUUAUGUUCUGAAAUUGUUUAACCGAAUGAAGGAAUUGGAAAUUGCCCCAGACAGGAAGGUUUACAAUGCAGUCAUUUAUGCUCUUGCAAAAGGGAACCUUGUGAAAGAGGCCCGUAAUCUUAUGAAGACAAUGGCAGAGAAGGGUUUCAUCCCGAAUGCCGUUACUUACAACUCACUGAUCAAGCCUCUCUGCAAGGCCCGUCGAACUGUUGAAGCGAAAUUGAUCUUUGAUGAGAUGCUGCAGCAGGUUCACUCACCUUCAAUCAGGACCUACCAUGCCUUUUUUGGUGUUCUUAAGACUGGAGAAGAGGUGUUUGAGCUAUUGGAAAAGAUGAAAACAUUGGGUUGUAACCCAACUAAUGACACUUACAUUAUGUUGAUUAGAAAAUUUUGUCGGUGGCGUCAGCUUGAAAAUGUCUUCAGGCUGUGGAAGGAAAUGUCUGAGAAUGGAGUGAACCCUGACCGGAGUUCAUAUAUUGUCCUAAUACAUGGACUUUUUCUCAAUGUGAAGUUGGAAGAAGCCUUCAAAUAUUAUGAAGAGAUGAAAGAUAAAGGGUUUUUACCGGAGCCAAAGACUAGCGAGAUGCUUCAGGCUUGGUUGUCUGGUAAGCAAACUGUGGCUCAACCAUUGCCAGAUUUGAAGGGGAAUCUGGUGGUUUGUGGUUCUUCAAGCAAGAACACCAGAGGCACCUCUGCCAUUGGUCAUGAAAGAGAUUUUCGCAAACAGCCUGAAACAAGAAGGGCAGUGCACGAGAGGGGAUUCUCAUUUUGGGAUUAGUAGGAUCUCACAUAUAAUACACAGUUCAGCAGUAUCUGUACCCCCAACUGUUUAAUUAUCUUCUGCACCAACUUUCCCAAGGAUUCCACACAGGUGCACAACAUUAACUGCACCAUAUCUGUGAUUCUUAGAUGCUUUCUUGGGAAUUUUAUUACUGCAUAGCUAGCUGUCUGGGUAGGCACUGUUUAAUGUAUAUCUUUGUCCAUGCCUUCAUGCUUAUUGAGCAGAUUAUGACCUUGUUGUCCAUAAAUGAUAAGAAAAACAGAGGCAUGGAAUGCUCACUCUGUUGUAACAGAUGAAUUAUAAUAACAGGGGGUGAGCCAGUAAGGCCAUGAUGAUGAGUUUUCAGAUGAUCCAAAUGGUCUUUGUACUUAAAGUAAAUCAGAUGAAGAAAUGGAUCUAAAUUUGGAUUGUCUCAAAUUUUCAGCCAAACUCAAUUAUAUGAACACAUGUAUUGGCAUUUUCCCCUUUUAA
Macadamia integrifolia is the source of this 2322-nucleotide messenger RNA. RefSeq names its product pentatricopeptide repeat-containing protein At5g15010, mitochondrial-like. The coding region runs from base 58 to 1848 and encodes 596 amino acids. The transcript has a single exon. Gene Ontology annotation, molecular function: protein binding. NCBI's taxonomy places the organism in Eukaryota, Viridiplantae, Streptophyta, Magnoliopsida, Proteales, Proteaceae. The record is from RefSeq and is a predicted model, not a curated record.